AUGGAUCGGAUUCGGAAUCAGCAUCAAAUUACACAUAACCAAGCGGGUUUGAAAAAGAACAGUUUUUCUUUUUGUAAGAGUUAUGAUACCAAUGUUGGUACCAAAGGUAUUCAAUUAUCUGGUGGACAACGACAAUGUAUUAUUUUAGCUAGAAUAUUUAUUCGUAAACCAAAAAUUCUAUUGCUUGAUGAAUGCACAAGUGCUUUAGAUGUUGAAAACGAAAAAAGUGUUGAACAAGCACUUAUGCGUGCACAAGAGAAUCGUACAACAAUCAUAAUCGCCCAUCAUCAAUCCGAAAUAAUAAAACAAGUUGAUGAAAUAUGCUUAUUGCACCAUCAUGGUUAUCUAUUCAAAAUUGCAAAAUAUGAACAAUUAAUGGCUAAACAUGGUCAGUAUUUAGAUCGAUGA
Molecule: messenger RNA, 408 nt
Organism: Didymodactylos carnosus
Lineage: Eukaryota; Metazoa; Rotifera; Eurotatoria; Philodinida; Philodinidae
Source: the annotation of a GenBank genome assembly